This is a messenger RNA of Botrytis deweyae, 336 nucleotides long. RefSeq lists its product as uncharacterized. Bases 1 to 336 code for a protein of 111 amino acids. NCBI's taxonomy places the organism in Eukaryota, Fungi, Ascomycota, Leotiomycetes, Helotiales, Sclerotiniaceae. The record is from RefSeq and is a predicted model, not a curated record. The transcript has a single exon.
AUGGCAUGUGAAAAAGGAAUUUUUCUCGAUUGUACUAGUGAAGCGCCAUACUCUAUGACCAUAAACUACACACCUCCUGAUGCCAGCAAAGAAGAGCAAGGUCCAGCGGUAUAUGAUGCGUCGUGCUCUGGAUUGACUGGCCUUACGACGGAUUACUUGGCAUGCGAUGCUCCAUAUAGCUGGGUAACAACUGCGGUUGGGGAUGGUGGACAUGUGAAGGUAAGGAUGGAAUUCAAGGCGAAUGGACAUAGUUGGGGUGGGAAAGGAUCGUAUUCCAUAAAUGGAGUUGAAGAUAGUUUCUUGAUAAUGCCGGAUUUGUCGAGGGAUUGGAUUUAA